CCCCUCUGAACUCAGUUGUCUCAACAAACUAUCCUCCCUUUGCUCCUUCGCACAGGGAGAUCUCAUGGCUUCAACCAAUACUUCCAUUCCUCUUGUUUAUGCCAUCUGGAUCGCGUUCCUUCUUUUCUUUGGAUCCGUGCAACUAUGCCUCUGUUUCAGUGGAAAUAGUUCCGGGUCAGGAGGCUGCAUAGCGAGGGAAAGGAAGGCUCUUCUUAGCAUACGAAAGGGCAUCUAUGACGCCCACAGAUGGCUCUCUUGGAAUGAAAAAGACUGCUGCAGAUGGAGAGGAGUUCGAUGCGACACCAUCACCGGACAUGUCGUAAAGCUUGACCUCCACUACCCAUAUAAUGUUGAAUAUCCUAAUAAAAGUGAGGUAAGUCCUUCACUACUUCGCUUGAGACAUUUGAAUUAUUUGGAUUUGAGCAUGAACAAUUUUGGUGGUGCCCCGAUCCCUAACUUCAUUGGAUCUCUUGCCAAGUUGGAGUAUCUAGACCUCUCGCAUGCUAGGUUUGGUGGAACAAUCCCUCACCAACUCGGGAACCUCUCAAACUUACUCCAUCUUGAUCUCGCUUCAAACCUUCACAACUCUUCGGAUGUUGACAAUCUUGGCUGGUUACCUUCCAUCCGUUUCCUGCAGCAUCUUGACAUGAGUAAUGUCAACCUCUCAAAAGCAUCCAACUGGAUUCAUGUGAUCAAUAUGCUCCCUUCUCUUUCUGUCUUGCGUCUGUCUCGUGCUACUCUUCCUAGCCUUCCCUCUACACUACCCCAUGUUAAUUUCACUUCUCUUACUACACUUGAUCUCUCUUGGAACAACUUUGCUUCAAGCAUACCCGGUUGGCUGUUUAAUCUUAGCAGCCUUGAACUUCUAGACCUUGGGUACAAUAAUUUCCAUGGCAUUAUACCACUUGCCAUCGGGAAUCUCAAGAAGCUUCGAGUCUUAGAUCUCUUAGCGAACAACUUCAGUGGAGACAUCCCAGAAACAGUAGGCAGUCUCAAGAGCUUGCAGUCAAUAAAUUUGAUUCAGAACAAUAUCAGUGGGGGUAUACCAGAAACCGUGGGGAAUCUCAAAAGCUUGGUGUCCUUGUCCCUCAGUAUAAACACAAUUAGUGGGUGUAUACCAGAAACUGUGGGGAAUCUCAAAAGCUUGGAGUUCUUGGACCUCAGCUCUAACAGCAUCAGUGGGCGUAUACCAGAAACUGUGGGAAAUCUCAAAAGCUUGGUGACCCUGGUCCUCAGCGCAAACAAUAUCAGUGGUGAAAUACCAAAGACCAUUGGGCGGCUUACCAAGCUGCAGAAUUUAGGGUUGUAUGACAAUCAAAUUAGUGGGGAGAUUCCAGAAACCAUAGGGAAUCUCGGUGAGUUGAGCAGUUUGGAUUUAUCACAGAAUCUUAUCAACGGGCAGAUACCUAGAACAGUGGGUAACCUCUGCAACUUGAGCAACCUUAUUGCUUUUGAUAACAAUAUAAGUGGAGAUAUUGCAGGAUUCAUGGAAGGUUUCUCGAGAUGCAGCACCAACAGAUUAUGGUAUGUUAGUUUGCAACGGAACAAUCUUAGCGGUCCUUUGCCCAAUCAGAUAGGAGAGCUCCAAAGUUUGGGCUAUCUUGAUCUUGGUUCUAAUUUAUUGGACGGUUCAAUUCCUGCAUCAUUGGGGAAGUUAUCUGCCCUUUAUUAUCUGAAUCUUGCAGCAAAUUCCUUGGCAGGUGCACUGACUGAAGCCCACUUCGCUAACCUCACAAGCUUAUCAGAAUUGUAUCUGUCUUAUAACUCAUUGACAGUAAAUGUGAGUCAAGAUUGGCUUCCUCCAUUUAAAGCACGCUACAUCAGCAUGGCGUCUUGUCCACUGGGGCCCAAAUUCCCUACAUGGCUUCGGAACCAGACUGAUUUAACUUUACUGGACUUAUCUAGUGCAGGAAUAUCAGAAAAUUUCCCUGAUUGGUUUUCGGACAUGCGUCCGCCUAUGUACUUUCUUAAUGUUUCUCAUAAUCAUAUGAAAGGAAAGCUACCUAGCUUUGAACCUCUACCCCCCACCCAGAUUCCAGGAUUAAUAGAUCUAUCCAACAAUUUAUUCUCUGGACCUAUUCUGCCAACCUUGGGUGGUGGUGUCGACCAUCUUGGCAUUCUGCUUCUUGCACAUAACAGGUUCAAUGGCAGCAUUCCAUCAGCAUUUUGUGGGGCAAAUAAUCUAAAAGUUCUCAAUCUUGCCGAUAAUGAUUUAUCAGGAGUUGUCCCUAACUGUUGGAACAAUUCAUCUCUUUUGGGAGUCAUUGAUUUCUCUGAUAACAAAUUGUCAGGAGGCAUUCCUAGCUCAGUGGGAUCUCUCAGUCAGCUCAUAUCACUGCAUUUGAGAGACAACAACUUCUCUGGUAAAAUUCCUUUGUCCUUGCAACAGUGCAAACAACUGACUACUAUUGACCUUGGCAAUAAUAAGUUGUCAGGUAGCAUACCUGAGUGGAUUGGAGGGAGCCUCUUAUCAUUAAAGGUUCUCCGUCUGCGAUCAAAUAUGUUGGAUGGUAAUAUUCCUAAGCAACUGUCACUCCUUGCUUCUCUUCAAGUGUUGGAUCUUGCUGACAACAAGCUUUCUGGAACUUUGCCACCAUCAUUUGGUAAUUUCACGGCCAUGAUUAUGAUUCCAAAUGGGGGCAAACCUGUUUUUGAUGAAUAUAUUGCCUCCUAUUAUACUGAAAAUAUCCAGAUAACCACGAAAGGUUCAGAACUCACAUUCACUAGUGUGCUCUCAUUUGUGGCAAGCUUAGAUCUCUCAGACAACAAUAUUUCUGGAGAGAUUCCUGAGGAGUUUACAAACCUUCAUGGGCUUCAUUCCUUAAACUUAUCGGGGAAUCAUUUGACAGGAAGAAUUCCGAUCAAUAUUGGUGCCAUGGGGCAGUUGGAGUCACUUGAUCUAUCACUGAACCACCUAUCAAGCACAAUUCCUACAAGCAUCGCAGAUUUGAAUUUUUUGGAGCGCCUGAACUUGUCCCACAACAAUCUAUCAGGAAGGAUUCCAUCUGGCAACCAACUCCAAACCUUGAAUGAUCCAUCUAUCUACAUUGGCAAUCAGUAUCUUUGUGGACAGCCUCUGCCAGAAAAAUGCCCCAGCGAUGAACCUGCAGAAGGUCCAACAGAAGAAAAACAGGAUGAAAAUGGUUCAGAAAUGAUAUGGUUUUAUGUUGGCUUAAGUCCGGGAUUUGUGGUUGGCUUCUGGGGAUUUCUUGGUGCAGUGAUGCUAAAAAAAAGCACAAGGUAUGCUUAUAUCCAAUUCAUUGAUAGGAUAUGUGAAUGGAUUUAUAUGGUUGUAACAAUAAAUUCUGCUAGGCCAAAGUCCAAGAGAAACCGAGGACGCAGAGGACGCAGGUAAGCAGUUGCAAAGUUGUAAUGCUUCCCCACUGUGUAUGGUUUAGGAUUUGAUGUUUCUGCCAUGCAUCAUGCAUGAAAGUUUAGUAGAAAUAUGGACUAUUAGAAUAAAUAGAAAUGCUUGGAAACCAUUUAAAUGGUUUAGUUAUUAAGGACUUAAAGCUGUAAUUGAGUGAAUUGCUUAAGCAAGCCUAGAAGCCUCUCUAUAUUUGCUAUAUGCUGAAACUUUUCUUUCGAUGCUUUUAUCAAUGUAAGUGACAGGUGUAGGCAUCCUAACUGUUUUGCUUAGAAAAAAUAUUUGGAUGCUUUAUUCUUAUCAUCAUUUCAAA
This is a messenger RNA of Phoenix dactylifera (date palm), 3680 nucleotides long. Lineage: Eukaryota; Viridiplantae; Streptophyta; Magnoliopsida; Arecales; Arecaceae. The record is from RefSeq and is a predicted model, not a curated record.